Fragaria vesca subsp. vesca is the source of this 1306-nucleotide messenger RNA. RefSeq names its product UPF0533 protein CBG04321-like. The transcript has 7 exons. Gene Ontology annotation, cellular component: TRAPPIII protein complex. The record is from RefSeq and is a predicted model, not a curated record. Bases 93 to 731 code for a protein of 212 amino acids. Lineage: Eukaryota; Viridiplantae; Streptophyta; Magnoliopsida; Rosales; Rosaceae.
UGUAAUAAUCAUCCCUAUGGUAACUGCAUUCUCACCAGGAAACUACCUUUUUAGAAGCUUGCAUUGAAAAUCAUACGAAAUCAAAUCUUUUUAUGGAUCAAGUUGAAUUUGAACCUGCUGGGCACUGGGGUGCAAAACUUCUAAAAGCUGAUGAACACCAAUCUGAGACGAAAUCUCAAACAAGAGAUCUGUUUAAGCCACCAGUUCUCAUCAGAUCUGGUGGAGGAAUUCGUAACUAUCUUUAUCAGUUAAUAUCACAUGGGUCUGCCCAAACGAAAGUGGAGGGAAGCAAUAUUCUUGGUAAACUUCAGAUAACUUGGCGAACUAAUCUGGGUGAACCCGGUCGCUUACAAACACAGCAAAUUAUGGGCACUCCCAUAACACGAAAGGAUAUUGAGUUGCAAGUUGUGGAGAUACCAUCUGUCAUCAAAUUGGAAAGACCCUUUUCGCUACACUUAAAAUUAGCAAAUGAGACAGAAAAAGAACUUGGCCCAUUUGAAGUUUCUUUAUCCCAAGAUGAUUCACGCGAGGAGAAGGUUGUCGUGAUUAAUGGUCUUCAAACUGUGGUAUUUCCAAGUGUUGAAGCAUUUGGUUCCAAGGAGUUUCAUCUGAACCUCAUUGCUACCAAACUUGGAGUUCAGAAGAUCACAGGCAUCACUGUUUUUAACACAAUGGAGAGAAAAUCAUAUGAUCCUUUGCCAGAUUUAGAGAUAUAUGUGGAUCUGGACUGAUCAUGCCUUAGUUUUGACCGGAUUUAUCACUGUAUUUUGUGGAACUAUUUAUCCCAUAUGAUCUGAAACGCAAGCCACUAGUUCACGGGGUUGAUAAGUGGUGAUGAAUACAUCUCCUCCAGCCUUUUGAAGAUUGCUUUCACAAUCUCUUUUUUCUGGUUCAUUUGGUGGACUGUAGGUCUGUAGCAAUCUCUUUUUUCCACAAAUCUCAUUUGGGUAGCAAAUGUAAAGUUGUAAGAUUAGAAUGCCCAGAAACUGGCUUCCAUAUUUAGUUGUGAGGAUGGAAAGUAGUCUGUAAAAGAUUUAGCUGAUUAUAUUACAGAUUUGUUAUACAAUUUCUCAGAAACUAUUGUUACAUCAGAGCUUUAUUGAAGUACUUAACUUGAAGAUACUUCAGUUUCAUCCCUCCUUAGACCUUAUCCUCUUCCAUAUAACUCUGUUUAAUUUUCCAAUGAAUAGGGUCAAGACUCAAGACUUCGCAGUGGUGAACCCCAUCACUAGAGUGAAAGCAUACUUUCCUUAUCAUCACCAAAAUUACUAUGAUCAAAUUACAAAGUAAGUUUACACUUUACACU